Molecule: messenger RNA, 2596 nt
Organism: Nycticebus coucang (slow loris)
Lineage: Eukaryota; Metazoa; Chordata; Mammalia; Primates; Lorisidae
Gene: CRTC1
Product: CREB regulated transcription coactivator 1
Exons: 16
Coding region: 48-2060 (670 amino acids)
Biological process (GO): protein homotetramerization; positive regulation of transcription by RNA polymerase II
Cellular component (GO): cytoplasm; nucleus
Molecular function (GO): cAMP response element binding protein binding
Source: RefSeq, a predicted model, not a curated record
GAGGAGGUGGAGGAGGAGGAGGAGGUGGAGGAGGCGGCGGCGAGAAGAUGGCGACUUCGAACAAUCCGCGGAAAUUCAGCGAGAAGAUCGCACUGCACAAUCAGAAGCAGGCGGAGGAGACAGCGGCUUUUGAGGAGGUCAUGAAGGACUUGAGCCUGACGCGGGCCGCACGGCUCCAGCUUCAAAAGUCGCAGUACCUGCAGCUGGGCCCAAGCCGUGGCCAGUACUACGGCGGGUCCCUGCCCAACGUGAACCAGAUCGGCAGUGGCACCAUGGACCUGCCCUUCCAGCCCAGCGGAUUUCUGGGGGAGGCUCUGUCAGCGGCUCCUGUCUCUCUGACACCCUUCCAGUCUUCGGGCUUGGACACCAGCCGAACCACCCGGCACCAUGGUCUGGUGGACAGAGUAUACCGGGAGCGUGGCCGGCUCGGCUCCCCGCACCGCCGGCCCCUAUCCGUGGAUAAACACGGACGGCAGGCUGACAGCUGCCCCUAUGGCACUGUGUACCUCUCACCGCCAGCGGACACCAGCUGGAGAAGGACCAAUUCUGACUCUGCCCUGCACCAGAGCACAAUGACACCCACCCAGCCAGAAUCUUUUACGGGUGGGUCCCAGGAUGCACACCAGAAAAGAGUCUUAUUGUUGACAGUCCCAGGAAUGGAAGAGACUACAUCAGAAGCAGAUAAAAACCUUUCCAAGCAAGCUUGGGACACCAAGAAGACGUGGAGCUCAACCUACUGCCCUGAGACUGGUGGCUGGCUGCUAAUGGACUCGCCUACGGGGUCCAGGCCUAAGUCCUGUGAGGUCCCUGGAAUCAAUAUCUUUCCAUCCACUGACCAGGAAAACACUACAGCCCUGAUCCCUGCUGCCCACAACACGGGGGGCUCCUUGCCUGACCUGACCAACAUCCACUUCCCCUCCCCACUGCCCACCCCGCUGGAUCCUGAGGAGCCCACCUUCCCUGCGCUGAGCAGCUCCAGCAGCACCGGCAACCUUGCAGCCAACCUGACGCAUCUGGGCAUCGGUGGCGCUGGCCAGGGGAUGAGCACACCUGGCUCUUCUCCGCAGCACUGCCCAGCUGCCAUCAGCCCCCUAUCCCUGAGCACAGAGACAAGGCGGCAGCAGGCAUCACCCACCCUGUCCCCGCUGUCACCCAUCACUCAGGCUGUGGCCAUGGACGCCCUGUCUCUGGAGCAACAGCUGCCCUACACCUUCUUCACCCAGGCAGGCUCCCAGCAGCCACCGCCACAGCCACAGCCCCCACCGCCACCGCCUCCGCCUGCAUCCCAGCAGCCACCACCCCCGCCACCCUCACAGGCGCCUGUUCGCCUCCCCCCAGGCGGCCCCUUGCUACCAAGCGCCAGCCUGACACGGGGGCCACAGCCACCCCCACUUGCAGUCACAGUACCAUCCUCUCUUCCCCAGUCCCCCUCAGAGAACCCAGGCCAACCGUCAAUGGGGAUCGACAUCACCUCGGCGCCGGCUCUGCAGCAGUACCGCACUAGCGCUGGCUCCCCAGCCAACCAGUCUCCCACCUCGCCUGUCUCCAAUCAAGGUUUCUCCCCGGGGAGCUCCCCGCAACACUCUUCCACUCUGGGCAGCGUGUUUGGGGACGCGUACUAUGAGCAGCAGAUGGCGACCAGGCAGGCCAAUGCUCUGUCCCACCAGCUGGAGCAGUUCAACAUGAUGGAGAAUGCCAUCAGCUCCAGCAGCCUGUACAGCUCUGGGUCGACACUCAACUAUUCGCAGGCAGCGAUGAUGGGUCUCACGGGCAGCCAUGGGAGCCUGCCAGAUGCGCAGCAGCUCGGCUUUCCCAGCCACAGUGGCAUCCCCAACAUCAUCCUCACAGUGACAGGAGAGUCCCCACCCAGUCUCUCUAAAGAACUGACCAGCUCACUGGCUGGGGUUGGUGACGUCAGCUUCGACUCUGACAACCAGUUCCCCUUGGACGAACUCAAGAUUGACCCCCUGACCCUUGACGGACUACAUAUGCUCAAUGACCCUGACAUGGUCCUGGCUGACCCGGCCACCGAGGACACCUUCCGGAUGGACCGUCUGUGAGCGGGCACGCCGGCACCCUGCCGCCGCUCAGCGGUCCCAAUGGCAUCUCCCCAGCCUGGGGACAGCCGCACUUCGUCCCUUGCCAACGGCCGAGCUUGUGAUUCUGAGCUUGCAAUGCCGCCAAGCGCCCCCCUGCCAGCCCGUUCCUCGGUUGUCCACCUCCCAUGAAGCCCAGCGUGAAGCCACAUGCUGGGUUAACCGCCGGCCCGCCCAAGGCCAGGCUGGGAUCGGAGGCUGUGAGAUCCUCACCACCACAGACCCUCCCUGCAGUGGCUCCCUCACCCCCCAAAGUGGGGUAUGAGCUGUUUUGCAGGGUGAAGCAGGCGGGCAGGCUUGGGGGAGGGGCGCGCGCGUGGUUUUUUGCGGUGCAUUUUCCGACUGUUGUCCAGCUCUCACUGCCUUUCUUGGUCCCUGGUACCCCCACCCACCUGCCACCCCCAGCCUGUGUUAGGCAGAGAGUGAGCCCUACCCUGUCAAGGGAGAAGGUGUUAGAGCAAGGGGUGGACGCAAAGUAAAAUAAACACUAUUUUGACGGC